This is a messenger RNA of Colossoma macropomum (tambaqui), 2505 nucleotides long. It is a transcript of the gene tgfbr2b, whose product is annotated as transforming growth factor beta receptor 2b. Gene Ontology annotation, biological process: heart development; cellular response to growth factor stimulus; protein phosphorylation. Gene Ontology annotation, molecular function: ATP binding; metal ion binding; transforming growth factor beta receptor activity, type II. The record is from RefSeq and is a predicted model, not a curated record. Gene Ontology annotation, cellular component: plasma membrane; signaling receptor complex. Lineage: Eukaryota; Metazoa; Chordata; Actinopteri; Characiformes; Serrasalmidae. Bases 206 to 1873 code for a protein of 555 amino acids. The transcript is spliced from 8 exons.
AGGGCGGGAGGGUGGCUGGAGGAGGAAAAGUCCUGCCCUAGCUGAAAGAUUUCCUGUCUCGGGCUGCAGUGGCUCAGCCCACAGAGCACUGAGCUUUUUUCCCUCAGAGAGAGAGAGAGACAGAAAGAGAGCAGCUCACUUCGGACAGCAAACACCGCGCUUGGCUUUAAAUUAAUGAAAGGCACGGAGAGACACAACUUCACUCAUGGAGCCGUAUCGGUCUUACGUGCUGUGGUGGGCCGCUUUCUUCGUGUCCGCAGCUGGAGUCGGUGGGAUGGUUCCUGGCCUGUUUAAACUGAUGAACCUGUGUAAGUUCUGUGAUGAAGAGCCCUCCUCCUGUAAUGGCACUGGCACCUGCCAGGCCAACUGCAGUAUCACCUCAAUCUGUGAACACCCAGAUGAGGUCUGUGUGGCAGUCUGGAGGAAGAAUGAGGCCAACCAAACAGUUGAGACAGUGUGUCACCUCCCGUCCAAGCCUCUGCACGGCAUUCGUCUGGAAAACUAUAACAGAACCACGUGUGAGAUGAAGGAGUAUAAGACGGACAGCGGUCAGCUCUACAUCUGCUCAUGCAUGGAAGAAGAGUGCAACGAAAUCCUGAAUUUCCCUCACACUAUAGGGCCAGGUACCAUAGAUGACCAAGUGGUGUCAGUGAUUCUGGUCAGUCUGCUGCCUCUGCUGGUUUUGGCCGUCCUCGUUGUCGCCUCCUUUUACUGUUACCGCAUCCAGCGGCGCCGCAAGCUCAACGAGUGGGAGACCAAAAAGCCGCUAAAGCGUAAAGGUCCCAAAGGCCCUCUGGACUGCAGCGAUGCCUGCGCCAUAAUGAUGGAUGAUGACCGCUCAGACAGCAGCUCCACACAUGCCAACAGUCUUAACCACAACACUGAGCCACUGCCCAUCGAGCUAGACCUGCAGGUGGGCAAGGGCCGCUUCGCCGAGGUCUACAAAGCUAAGCUGAAGCAGAGCUCCUCAGAGCAGUUUGAGACAGUGGCGGUGAAGAUCUUCCCCUAUGAGGAGUACGCUUCCUGGAAGAAUGAGAAGGACAUCUUCUCUGACAUUGACCUGAAGCAUGAGAAUGUGCUGCACUUCCUGACGGCAGAGGAGAGGAAGGUGGAGAAGCAGUACUGGCUGAUUACGGCUUACCAUCCACGCGGGAACCUGCAGGAGUACCUAACUCGCCACGUCAUCAGCUGGGAGGACCUGCGGCUGCUGGGCGGCUCGCUGGUCCGGGGCGUGGCCCACCUCCACAGUGACCACACGCCCUGCGGCAGGCCAAAAGUGCCCAUCGUGCACAGAGACCUCAAGAGCUCCAACAUUCUGGUGAAGAACGACCUCACCUGCUGCCUGUGUGACUUUGGGCUGGGCCUGCGGCUGGACAACUCCCUGUCUGUGGACGACCUGGCCAACAGUGGACAGGUUGGAACAGCCAGGUAUAUGGCUCCAGAGGUGCUGGAGUCAAGAAUCAACCUUGAGAACAUUGAAUCCUUCAAGCAGACGGAUGUGUACUCCAUGGCCUUAGUGCUGUGGGAGAUCACCUCCAGGUGUAACGCCAUUGGAGAGGUGAAAGACUAUGAACCUCCAUUUGGCUCUAAAGUGCGAGAGCACCCCUGUGUGGAGAGCAUGAAGGACAACGUGCUCCGAGACAGAGGCCGGCCCGAAAUCCCCAACAGCUGGACAAAACACCCGGGUGUGGCCCUGGUGUGUGCCACCAUCAACGAGUGCUGGGAUCAUGACCCUGAGGCCCGUCUUACGGCGCAGUGUGUGGCCGAGCGCUUCAGGGAGAUGGACGAUGAGCUGGACAAGCUGUCCACCCGCAGCAGCUCCGCAGAGAAGAUUCCAGAAGACUGCUCCGUGAGCGUAAGCGAUGACAAGUGAGAGAGAGAGAUAGAGCCCAAUUAUGGCCUCUUCUGGACUGUUUUGUCUGCCUCUCCGACUGGUGGACGAGUGCAUUUAUUUGUGCUCAGCUCAUGUGAUUCCCAAAGAGAAGUCUCUGCCUCCGAGCAGUGGAAACUGGAAGUGUAGAUACAUUCAGUAUGUUACAGCUGAUGUGUUUGCGUGUGUGUGUGUGUGUGUGUGUGUGUGUGUGUGUGUGGAUUAGAGGCCUCAGGGUGAAGGCCAUGGGGAAAUGAAGUACCUAAAGCUUUUCAUGUGUCUCAUAACCAAAGAGUUAAUGCACUUUAUCAGAUUACCUAUGCAUAGCUGGUGUUUCUAAUGCCAAGGAUUUAUAUGGACUUUUCCACCUGAGCAGGUAUUCACAAGAGAUUAUAUGACAUGUACAGAUCAAUUCAGCACUGUUUUUAUGAAAAACUAUGUGUAUGUGUGCGUGCAUGUGUGGAUGCAUGUAAUCAUGUUUGUCUGAGUCAGUAUGAAUAAGUGGUGUGUGUUUGAUAUUGUUUUAACAAAGACUUUUUAUGGGUAUGCCAGAAAGAAUAAGCACAUUGUAAAUACUGGUUUUAAGUAAAAAAAAACAGUACUACCAUUGUAAAAGCCAAAAAAGGGAAAAUAAC